UAUACUUGCACUCAAAAUCUUCAUUCAUUUUCAUCAUAUUUCAAAUUUCAUCAAUAUUCUCCUUUGUUCAACCAAAAAAAAAAAAAAAAAAACUCAAAAAGUGAACAAAAUGUGUAUGAGUUCAACAGAAUGGAGUAAUUCAUCACGUCCUCUUUAUUUUUCUAUGCAGAAAAAACAAAGAUCAAAGAUCUCUAGAGUUCAACUUCAUAGGCUUGCAAGGAGGAAGAGAAGUGAGAUAAAAGAAACUAAGAAGGAUAUGGAAAUGAGAAACUUGAAGCUUUACAUGGAAAAUAUGAGCAUUUUAGAGGAAAAUGAGAAAUUGAGAAAGAAAGCAAGUCUACUCCAUCAAGAAAAUAUUGCUUUAAUGUCUGAAUUUCAAAAGAAAUUUUCCAAGUUUGAUAGAGUCUCCACCAAAGAGACCCCUCAUCCACCCACCCUCAAAUUGACAAAAUAACUGUUAUAUUUAUUAUGAGAGAAAAGUGUAUGGAUGACAAAAAUAAUAUAUUUUGUAUUAUGUACAUGUGUCUUAUUCAAGCUAUAAUUAAUGCUACUUGUGUUCUUUAUAAA
Messenger RNA from Capsicum annuum, 567 nucleotides. Its product is annotated as protein LITTLE ZIPPER 1. The coding region runs from base 110 to 454 and encodes 114 amino acids. The transcript has 2 exons. The record is from RefSeq and is a predicted model, not a curated record. Lineage: Eukaryota; Viridiplantae; Streptophyta; Magnoliopsida; Solanales; Solanaceae.